Molecule: messenger RNA, 6604 nt
Organism: Oreochromis niloticus (Nile tilapia)
Lineage: Eukaryota; Metazoa; Chordata; Actinopteri; Cichliformes; Cichlidae
Gene: mypn
Product: myopalladin
Exons: 21
Coding region: 251-5698 (1815 amino acids)
Source: RefSeq, a predicted model, not a curated record
UAUUGCACUGACAAAUGUUGCUACUUUUACUGGUGACAGGUUACCGUAGCUGCCUGGCUCCACAUUUUCCUGUAAACUUCAAGGUUAAUUCUCAGCAAGAAAAGCGGGAACGCCGAGCAGCUGCCGGUGUCUGAGAUUUUCCCGGGUGGCAGGAGCCAGAAGACUGGAAUCGGCCCCCUUACAGCACAGGUGCACUCUGAGGAUUUACUAGUCCUUCCACAGGGGCCAGCUGGGUUUAUUCUGAAGCAACAUGCAAGAGAACAGCAUUGACCAGCCACCGUCGCUGUCGCAGCUGUUAAGGGAGAGUUACCUGGCAGAGGCCAGAGCCCAGCAGCGCCACAGCGAGAUGAGCCGCUCAGACGCUUCGUCCUCACGCAUUCAGAUCUACGGGUCACUGAAAGGCAAGGCGGAGGACACUAUUGGUCACAGUGACCCCCAGUUUCCAGACCUUUCAGCCUUCCUCAGCCAGGAGGAACUGGAUAAGAGCGUGAACCUGGCCCGCCAGGCCAUCGGACACGAGCCUCGUGAGGAGAGGGCAGAGGUCAAAGCCUCUGUCACGCCAUCUACCCCGUCCAGCAUCUCCUCACCCUCAGUUUCUUCAUCCACACCCAGUUCUAUUCCCAUCUCUAACCCCUCUAAUGCUCCUUCUGCUUCCCCCUCAACUGUGCCCCUCACUCAGCUGGCCCCAGAAACUUUCACAUCUGACAGAAAGAUGCACAAAGCAUCCACACGGCAGGACAAUGUGAUCAGGAACAGCAGGGACUUUGGUGAAGGAUUCCAAGACUAUAACAGGUCAGCAAGAAAUGCCCCUUACGGUGUGGAGACCCAGUCCAAGAAGGAGUUCCUCAAUAAGGCAGCUGACUUCAUUGAGGAGCUGUCCUCUCUGUUCAAGGCCAACAGCUCCAAACGGAUACGCCCGAGAGCCUGCAAAGCCCACAGGAGCAGGAUCCCAAACAAGAGCCAGAACGAUGGGACAGCUUAUCCCCUCGUCUCUGACAACCGGGAGCGCGCAGUCAUCUCCAUGGAGGUGGAGAAGGAGACACCCAGCCCUCCCGUUACACACCAACCAGUUGCCCAGCUGGCUUCUGAGACAGGACAUGUGGAGUUUCAGGACUGCUCGAUUACUGAGGAGCACCAGUGUGACUCUGUGCUCCAGGAGGCGGAGGAAGAGCCUCAAAGCUUUGCCUUAACAGAAACUCCAUAUCCAGCAGAGCCUGUGUGUGAACCACCUCGCUUCAUCCAGAAACUGAAAAGCAGGGAGGUUUCUGAGGGCACCAAGGUCCGGUUGGACUGCAUUGUUAGAGGACUCCCUCUGCCUGAAGUCCGGUGGUUCUGUGAGGGAAAGGAGCUGGAGAACAGCCCUGACAUUCAAAUCAUCACCAAUGGUGAGCAGCACUCUUUGAUUAUUGCAGAGGCAUUCGAGGAGGAUACCGGGCGCUACUCGUGCUUUGCGUCUAACUGCUACGGUACCGACUCCACGUCAGCUGAGAUCUACGUAGAAGGUGCCUCAUCUUCCGAUUCUGAUGUGGAACCACACUUUGAACAUGUAGCCCAGCUGCAGAGAAACCAACCAAAGUCAUCCCCAUCUUUACCGUCAUCUUUAAACGAAACCUUCCCUCCAGAGGAGGAGGAGAGCGUGUCAUCCCAGCCUGCAGCGGCCCCCGAGGAACCACCAGAGGAGCAGCUCUCGCCUCCAGUUUCUGCUCAAACAGCAACUGAACCUCUUCUACCAAUCCGGACAUCUGCUGCUAUACUUCCAGUCUCAGAGUUAUCAGAAGAAUCUGUGGCAUCAGCAGCACAUCCUGCUCAGGAGGAAACAUCUGUGCUGUCUGUGCAGGUGUUUCCUGUUUCAACAGGUGAUUCAGAACUUACAGAAGCCCAAGGGGUGUCAGCAUCUGUCCCAGUCAUAUCUACUCCACAGCUGCAACACACGGCUUCAACAACAGCCACGUCACAGCCUUUAAACUCAGUAUCGUCUGUGGUGCCUGUCCUGUCACCUCCAGCACAAACACCCCAGCCUGAGAGUCCAACUCCCGACCACAGCUCUCCAAAGGGGUUAAACGGGCAACCCAUUAUGGCUGCCCCUGUCUUCACGAAGAGCCUACAGGACCUCAUUGCAUCAGAAGGCCAGCUGGUGGUGCUAGAGUGUCGCGUGAAAGGGGUGCCGUCACCUCGAGUGGACUGGUACAGAGAAGGAAAAAUCAUAGAGGACUCGCCUGAUUUCAGGAUCCUGCAGAAAAAGCCCAGAUCUCCAGCUGAAUCAGAGGAAAUAUGCACUUUGGUCAUUGCUGAGGUCUUUCCUGAAGAUUCGGGGGUGUUCACAUGUACAGCAAACAACAAGUAUGGAACCGUGUCUAGCAGUGCUGCACUCAGGGUCAAAGGCAAUGGCAGUAACAGCAACCAUGUGAGGUCUUCAAGCAGUUUAAUAGUGGAGCCCAGUCAAGUUCAAGAACUUUCCCCAUCAGCUCCCGCUGUAAAGCCUCAACCAGAGGUUGUUAUAACCAGCAGUAUUAAGCCGCACUCCAGCACCAUUCGUCUUGACCCACUUGUCUCUAGCACCUUACGCCUGGACCCCUUAAACACUAGCAGCCUUCGUCUAGACCCCCACAACUCUAGCAUGUUGCGUCCAGACCCCCUCCGCACCAGCCUGCCCAAUCUGGAGCCCUCCAGCCUGAGCAGCAGCUCCUGCUUGAACUCUCACAGCACCAGCACCCCAAAUUUAGAUCCUCUCUCACACAAGGACCUUCUUGGAUCCAGUGGAGCACAGGGUGCCAGAAAAAUUUUCUCAUAUCCGAAAUCCUUUACUUCUCCAUCUGCAGCUGAGACUUCAGCACAGCAGGAGUUGUCCAGAUCUUCAGCGACAUCUCCUGACAUCAGUUCCAAAGUUAAGGGGACCCCAGCCCAUCAGAACGGGAGCCCUGUUGUGGUUCCCUUACCUGAUCCUCCACCCAACUCCUGCCUAAAGACAGGCAACCUUACAAACCACAAAGACUCACGAACCAACUCCAGAGCAGGCCGACGUGUGCACUUCAAACUGCCUGAGGAUGACGAGGAUGAGCAAAGUGACACAUCUAGUCCCUUUGAUGAAGACAACACUGAGGCAUCAGUCAGCAAAGAACCACCACCAGUGCUGGCUAAACCUAAACUGGACCCAGCUCAGCUCCAGAUCCUGCACAACCAGGUCCUCAUGGAGCAGCAGCAGGAGACUGAACCACAAACGCAAACCUCCAUCCAGCCUCAGUCUCACCCACCGUACCAGAUCCAAAUCCAGCCCGGAGUCCAGACCUCCCCUGAAGCUCCACUGUGGUCUCCAAGAAUACCGCACGUGCCACCUUUACAUACUACAACAGCCCUUCAGCAAACCCCCUACUCAACACCUCCAGUGACCACCACCCCACAUGCUCCAGGAUCAAUGUCUGCUGCAGCGCUCAACACCACCUUUUCACCUGUUCCUAACACUUCCCAAGCUUCCCUUUUGAGCUCUCCUCCUUCACUUCCUCAGCAUAUGAAAUCCUCACUGGUGACCUCCCCUCCACCUGCCCCACAGCUAAACUCCGCCCCUUCUCUCAGUACAGCACCUGUAACCCAGAUGAACACCAUCCAUGCCUCCCAUAUUAACCUGUCCCCUGCAUCUUUUGCCAAAACUGCACCCACAGCCCAGUUUUAUUCUCCGCCUGCACCAAAGCUCAACACGGUCCCUACAAAUGCGACCCCAGCCUUACAGCAGAUCACGUCCCCGGCUCCUCUUCUAAGAAGCACCCACGCCUCCCUCAUGAAUCUCACACCUACCUCCCACUCCUUCAACUACGUCCGACCUAAAGAGUUUGUAGCCGCUCAGACCCUCUCACCGGUCAGGAGUCCUUCCCCAACAGAGUCACCAGUACCACUAUUACACGAGCUGGCUGCUGAGCUCAACUCCUCCGCCGCUAGCUCCCCUAUUCUCCUUCCACCCCUCUCCCCACCACCCAGGAUUUUCCCCACAAGGGUCCUCAAGUCUCCCACCAGCCCACCGUCUCUCGUAUCCUCGCCUACACCGGGGUCACUGCAUAGCUUGUUCGCCCUAAGAGCCCAGUCACCCCCUCAUGCUUCUUCUCCCACCUCCAGCAGCUCCACCCCGAGUCCCAUCCAAAACCCCGUCGCCUUCCUCAGCUCUGUCCUGCCAUCCCUGACCCCAAGCCAGCCCACCAACUCAAUGGGCCUGCCCAAGGGAGCUCCGUUAGGGCUUCAAAAGAAGGCACUGAAGAUCCGCCCUCCGUCAGCUGAAGCCAUCCGCGAGAGCAGAGAAAUUAUCCUCCUCGACAUCGAGAAGAAGCUUCGAAUUAAAGACGACACCCCACAUUUUGUACAUCAGCAGAAGCUGAGUAAUGAGGGGAAAACAGCGAGCAGGCCCCUUGGACCAAACAUUGCCGCUACUGUCAUUAACUAUGAUGAGGAGUAUAAAGUGUCCAGUUUUGAGCAAAGGUUAAUGAGCGAGAUCGAGUUCCGCCUGGAGAGGACGCCAGUGGAGGAGUCGGACGACGAGGUGCAGCACGAUGACGUUCCCACGGGAAAAUGCAUUGCACCCAUAUUUGAUAAGAAACUAAAGAACUUCAGGGCUAUGGAGGGAGUGCCUGUAACUUUCUCAUGUAAAGUAGUAGGAAUCCCGCCACCAAAGGUUUACUGGUUUAAGGAUGGCAAGCAGAUCCUGAAGAAGAAUGUCCAUUACAAGAAGAUAAGAGAGGGAGACGGGACCUGUGCUUUGCACAUAGAAUCCACGACCAAUGACGAUGAUGGAAAUUACACCAUCAUGGCAGCCAAUCCACAGGGACGAAUCAGCUGCUCAGGUCAUUUAAUAGUCCAAACGGGACCUCCCCGAAACCGAAUGACACCCAUUCAUGCUCAGAGGGUGCGAAACCGCAUACAGGAAGUUGAAGGUGAACAAAGUCAGGGGCGCUUUUUUCAACCUCACUUCCUCCAGGCUCCAGGGGACAUGAUGGCUCAUGAGGGAAGACUGUGCAGACUAGACUGUAAGGUGAGCGGCCUACCCAACCCUGAGCUCAUGUGGCUGGUCAAUGGGAGGCCCGUUUACCCAGACCUUUACCACAAGAUGCUGGUGAGAGAGAACGGCGUCCAUUCCUUGGUCAUUGACCCUGUCACUCAGAAAGACGCCGGCACAUACACCUGCAUCGCAAGCAAUAAAGCAGGGCAGAGCUCCUUCAGUCUGGAGCUGCAGGUUGUGGAAAAGGAAAGGAAGCACCCACCCCAGUUUGUGGAGAAGCUGCAGAACAUGGGGAUUCCCGAGGGAGCUCCAGUAAGGCUGGAAUGUCGCGUUGUGGGUAUGCCUCCUCCGGCCAUCUUCUGGAAAAAAGACAACGAGACUAUUCCCAGAACUAAAGACAGAAUCAGCAUGACCCAGGACGCCACAGGAUAUGUGUGUCUCCUUAUCCAGCCGACAACAAAAGACGAUGCAGGCUGGUACACAGUGUCAGCAAAAAACGAGGCUGGAGUCAUUUCAUGCACCUGCAGACUUGAUAUAUAUGCGCAGUGGCAUCAGAGCAUCCCCGCACCCAUGAAGAAAACUCCACGAACAGGAAGUCGAUACGCGGCUCUGACGGGCCAGGGGCUCGACAUCAAGUCAGUGUUCCCCACGUCGGACACCAGCCCCAUCCUGUUCGCCAGCUCCCCACCGGAGGCCACACUGGAGAGUGAAGAACUGUGAGAGCUGGCGCAGGGGGAGGGACCCUCCAAACAGAUACUGCGACCUCUCUGAGGAGAGCGAUUACCUGAGCAGAUUUUGUGUGAUGCAUUUGAAGUGACGGAUUCAGAUUAGGACGGCAGAGAUUUAUUGUGUUAAAGAUGCAGCACUGAUAGCGGGGGUUUGUCACCAUUCCUAUUUACUCAAGUUAUACAACGAGUGUUUCACCUACAGAAAAAAAUAACAGAUUUGCAAAGUCUUAGCUCAUGAGCCAUCAGUGGAGUUCAUUUCAUGCGUGAAGUUUUUGAAUGAAUCUGAUUUAUUGUCAACAUCAUACUUGGUUAUGAUGGCGAGGUUGCUGAAGAUCCGUUCUUAAUUGUUUGUCCUGUACUCAAGAGUGGUCCUGGCACCAUGUAUUUGUACUGCAAAUCACAUAUAUACCUGUAUUGGUAGCAAUAGUUUCUUUAAGACUUUAUAUAGAAAGUAGUUUGUAUGUUUUUAUUUAAAGUAUAUAUUAGACAUUUGAAUGUGCCAUUUAGAUCGGUGUAUUUAAAUGGCUCUAGGAGGGUGGGGUUCUUCCUUGAGGUUCAUCACAUUUUGCACCACGUUUUUCAUGUGCAUGUUUGCCUACGGCUGAUGAAGACUACGAAAUAACUAAAGCCAUGUUCAGCGCUCACCGGUGGCUUGAUUUCAGGUGAGAUAAUCGAUCUGCUUAAAAGCAAACUAAAGUUCAAGAAGUGUUUCCCAGAGGAAUGAGUCUGAAAACGACUGAAAAUGAGUCACUGACAGUCAUGUACAACAAAAGCAGCCAUUACUACUGAGCAUUCAAGUAAAAAAAAAAAAAGACUGCAAGCACACAUUCAGCUAAUGUAAAAUUGCACAUUGUAAAAUAAUUUUCUCCUUCUCAGAAUAAAGUUAUAUUUAUUCAAA